This is a messenger RNA of Pedinophyceae sp. YPF-701, 696 nucleotides long. NCBI's taxonomy places the organism in Eukaryota, Viridiplantae, Chlorophyta, Pedinophyceae. The record is from the annotation of a GenBank genome assembly.
AUGCGGGUGGCGGGGCGUCACGUCCUGGCGGCGGUGCACAGCGACCCGGCGUCCAUGAUGGCGUCCUACCUCGACUUCACGAGCGACGCAGCCUUCAUCGUCACCCUCCGAGGCAUCGAGUUCGCCGAGCUCGCGAACCAAGGCCGCGCGUGGACCCGCAUCAGCCCCCCGCUCCAGCACUUUGAACGGACCACGGGGGCGGCCACGGGCACCGCGGACUACCGCACGCUGCCCGUGCACCUCCACUCGCCCGCGCAGUCCGCGCGGCUCCUCGCGGACGCCAUCGCGGCGGAGAUCGAGCGCUCUCUCGACAAGGGCCGUGCCGCGCCGUCCAUCUGGCACCGCGGCAUUGAGAAGUACGUCGCGGACGCGCCGUACGUCAAGGGGUACAAGGUGCGCAUCAAGGGGCGCAUCGGGAAGGGCAAGGCGCGGACGCUCAAGUUCACGGGGGGGUCUUUUGGCACCAGCGGGCACAAGGGGGAGUUUAUGCAGGAGGCGGUCGCGCACGCGCGGAUCCGGAUGGGCGUCGCGGGCGUCAAGGUGUGGCUCGUGUUCCACUCCGGCCCGAUGGGCCCGAUGGGCACGCUCGACUACGAGCGCGCGCGCUACUGGCGCGAGUAUGCAGCAAGCGCAGGCGCCGAGAGAGCCACCGAGCGCUUCGGAGACCGGAUCGGGCCGCGUCCGGGUAGGCGUUGA